Cyprinus carpio (common carp) is the source of this 1643-nucleotide messenger RNA. RefSeq lists its product as uncharacterized. The record is from RefSeq and is a predicted model, not a curated record. Lineage: Eukaryota; Metazoa; Chordata; Actinopteri; Cypriniformes; Cyprinidae.
UCAUUGUUCAUGAAAACAUCCACAUGUCUGAGUGGUUUCACUUUCGUGUUUCCUGGACUGAAAGCGCACGCGUCAUUGGGACACUACACAGGUUGAUACUGGUCCACUUUCCAGCUUUCUCAUUCAUGCAUGUAGUUACUCCAGACGAACUGAACAAGGACCUUCAUCAAGAUGCAAGACAACCAAAGCAGCAGACAGUACAACGUUAAUGAUGUGAUGCUGAAAUUUGUCAGACGGAGAGACGACAUAACUUUAGAUGAUGACCCCAAUAUUCUGAGAGCAGAGAUGUCUUGUGGUCAUGCGGUGUCCCCAGAAUCGCUGACUGCCUGGUGUCGCAGUCUGCUGGACCAGGGUCAGUAUAAAUUCUACUGUCCAGCUAUCACACAGGGGACAGAGAAAUGCAGCGCAGAGUGGCCGUACCUGGAGGUCAGGAAGCUGGCAGUGCUUAGUGAUUCAGAGCAGGCUCAUUUCGAGGAGAAUAUGGCUCUUCUGGCAGCAACUGAGUACUGCGAGUUCAAAUCAUGUCCAAGCUGUGAGUCCUACGUGGAGCGAGAAGACCUGAGCAACCUGUGUGUGAAAUGCACCAUCUGCACCGCGGUGAAACAGAAGAGCUUCCAGUUCUGCUGGCAGUGUCUGAGGGAAUGGAGAGGACCAGCGGCUCACUCUCUACGCUGCAGUAAUGAAGACUGUGUCCACCCAGAUGUUGACAAGCUAGCAAAAUGUACAAAUAUGAGGCUGCCUAAUGUGAACAAUGUGGAGUGUCCUGCCAUCCGAGCCUGCCCCACCUGCGGACUGCUUUUAGAACACAACGGGCACGCUUGUAAAAACCUUUUGUGUAAGCGCUGCAAGGUGGAGUUUUGCUUCCUCUGCCUAAAGCUGAAGCGUGUUUGCAAUCCGAUCAGUGGACCUUAUACUGUCUGCUCAGUGGCACCACGGCAGACUGAAAUACCAGUUUGGAAGAGAUAAUCUUAGAAAUAGGAUUUAUUAACUUGAAGGAGAUAUGACUUACUUUGUAAACACACAGGUGAUUGUAAAUACAGCUCCUUAAAGGGGUCAUAAUCGGAUGCAAAAUUCACUUUUGUUGUUGUUUGAACAUAAAUGUGUGUUGGAAUUGUGUGUACACAUCCAUCCUAUAAUGAUAAAAAUCCACCCAGUGUUUUUUUAAAAUGCCCUUCUCUGAAAUCCGGCUGUUCUGAGAUUCCUGUCAGAGUGACAUAGUUCUGCACAAGCCCCUCCCACUAUAGUUGAUUGACAAGGCCGUCUUACCUUAGCUCCGCCCUGAGUGAGCUAUGAGCUGUCUGUCAGAAGCAGGGGAAGACAAGAACGUCUCUGAUUAAGUGAUAGAGGUGUUCUGUUGUUGGAUGUAAUGAAUUUAGCAGUCGUCAAUUAUUCCCGACAUCUGAGCCGCAGAAGAUUAACGUUACUUUCGUUUUUGAAGGGAAUGCGCCGAUCCCCGAUAUGACUAAAUGAGUCUAUGUUUGCACGAAUCAUUCGUGAUCGAGCUUCUUCUACACAAGGAGUGAGUAUAAGGUGUUUUAUGAAUCUUUGCAUAUCGCCUUCCCUAAUAUGUGCUAGUUAGCAAGUUUCACGGCUAAAGUAAACAGUACUGCUGGUCACUCCACAGAAGAGAGGGGCGGGGUCAG